UCAGUAUAAUCCUUGUAGGUAUUGCAAGCAGUUUCAUAUGACUCCGCAGAGAAAAGGCUACUACAAGCACCUCUCUGAAGAAGUGUUUCGACUACAGAUUAAAAAACCACAAAUGUCAACUUCCCCACCAACCUCUUGCGAUUGGAUGCUCCUGGUUGAACAGAAGAAUAUAAAUGUCCGGGUUACAACCAUGGACGCUGAGCUGGAGUUUGCCAUCCUGCCCAGCACAACUGGCAAACAGCUUUUCGACCAGAUAGUGAAGACCAUCGGGCUGAGGGAAACCUGGUUCUUUGGCCUCCAGUAUCAGGAUAGCAAAGGCUUCUCCACCUGGCUCAAGCUGAACAAGAGGGUGACAGCUCAAGAUGUGAAGAGGGACAACCCUUUGCUGAUUAAGUUCAGGGCCAAGUUUUACCCUGAGGAUGUCGCGGAUGAACUGAUCCAGGAGGCAACACAGCGCCUCUUCUUUCUGCAGAUCAAAGAAUCCAUCCUAAAUGAUGACAUAUACUGUCCACCUGAGACUGCGGUGCUCUUGGCCUCGUAUGCGGUUCAGGUCAAACAAGGAGACUACAGGAAAGACUAUCACGUACCGGGAUACCUCACAAGAGAGAAGCUGCUGCCACAGAGGGUUUUAGAGCAGCACAAGCUGAAUAAAAACCAGUGGGAGGAAAGAAUCCAGGUGUGGCAUCAAGAGCACAAGGGAAUGCUGAGAGAGGACGCCAUGGUGGAGUACCUCAAGAUAGCCCAGGAUCUGGAGAUGUACGGGGUCAACUACUUUAAUAUCAAGAACAAGAAAGGAUCAGAGCUGUGGUUGGGAGUGGACGCGCUGGGGCUGAACAUCUAUGACAAAAAGGACAAGAUGACCCCAAAGAUUGGCUUCCCCUGGAGUGAGAUCAGAAAUAUUUCCUUCAAUGACAAGAAGUUUGUCAUCAAACCAAUCGACAAGAAAGCUCCGGACUUUGUUUUCUACGUGCCCCGUCUUCGCAUUAACAAACGUAUCCUGGCAUUGUGUAUGGGGAAUCAUGACCUGUACAUGCGUAGACGUAAACCUGACACCAUCGAGGUGCAGCAGAUGAAGGCCCAGGCCAGGGAGGAGAAAAACAAGAGGCAGAUGGAGAGGGCUCUGCUCGAGAGUGAGAAAAAAAAGCGAGAAAAUGCUGAGAAGGAAACAGAGAAGAUUGCUCGUGAGACCAUGGAGCUGAUGGAGCGAUUGAGACAGAUUGAAGAGCAGACAAAGAGAGCUCAAGAUGAGCUGGAGGAGCAGACUCGCAGGGCUCUUGAGUUAGAGAAGGAGAGGACAAUUGCUCAAGAGGAGGCUGAGCGACUGGACAAGGACCGCAGAGCUGCAGUGGAGGCUAAAGCAGCCCUGCUGUAUCAUUCUGAAAGCCAGAUGAAGAGCCAGGAAAGCCUGGCCACUGAGCUGGCAGAGCUUACCUCUAAGAUCUCCCAGCUGGAGGACGCCAAAAAGAAGAAGGAUGAGGAGGCGAAUAGAUGGCAGAAAAGGGCGAUGGUGGUAGAAGCUGAUUUGGAGCGAACCAAAGAGGAGCUGAAGUCUAAACUUAUGGGUGUCCACAUCCAAAAUUCAGUCCACCCUCAUAUGCACGAGCACGAUGAGACAGAUGAAAGCAGUGCAGAGGCGAGCGCUGAGCUCACUUCUCCCGGCAUGGUCCGUGAUCGCAGCGAGGAGGAGAGGGUAACAGAGGCCCAGAAGAACCAGAGGCUGCAGAAAAACCUCAAGUUCCUGAGCACUGAGCUGGCUGGAGCUGUAGACGAGAACAAAAAGACCCUAAAUGACCUGAUCCAUGCUGAGAAUGUGAAGGCGGGCCGUGACAAAUACAAGACCUUACGUCAGAUUCGUCAGGGCAACACCAAACAACGCAUUGACGAAUUUGAGUCCAUGUGAGAGGGGCUGCUAUAGGCCCACUCACACCGAAGCAAGAUAUGGAUAGAUGAUGAAAUCGGCCAUGUUGAGAGAUUUUUAGAAGUGUAGAUGCAGAUUAUUACAUAGGUAUAAUUAACCUCACAGGUUGAAUAUGUUGGCAAAUGAUGCUGUUAUCACCUUUAAUGUCCAUGAUUUUAAUGCCAUUUCAUCUGGAAACAAGUCAUCAGUAAAAACUGUUGAAAAUACAUUUGCAAUCCACGUCAGUGCUGCAAACACAAGCAUAAUCCAUGCUGUCAUUCAUGAACAGGUUUGCUGUUGUCCUUGUCAAUCUAAUUACAUACAGCUUCAAUUUCAAUAUGCCAACUAAUGAAAACUUUACUGAAAUUGAUUAAUGGCACUUACAUCUAAAUGUUAAAUUCUCUAUUCUUUAUCACAGAAAUAAAAAUACACAGAAACGUCAUCAGUGCGUUGUUUGUGCAUCCAUAUGUAUGAGAACACAUCACCUUCACUGUCUAAUGAGGCAAACUGUCCAAAGCUAUCAUUAAAAAUAAUUAUUACCCAUUAUCAAGCUCAAACAGAUGUUUGUCUAUCCAGUAUAAUUAAAACAGAAAAUAACAAGUUACAUAGACACUGAUGUACUCCAUACUAGCUGCACCCCCAGCAUUUUUUCAUACGGGUGGCAGGAAGGGGCUACUGACACCAAAAUAAAAGCUGACACUGACUAUCAGGAAUUCAAUUAUGCUGUUAAAGUACAUAAGACAGUUGAAAACGAUGUGAAUAUGGAGAGUUAAAGGUCCUGUGCGUAGGAUUUAGGGAAAUCUAUUUGCAGGAACGAUAUAAAAUGUUUAUAAUUGUGUUUUCAUUACUUUACAAUCCCCAGAAAAUAAGAGCUGUUGUGUUUUGUCACCUUAGAAUAAGCCGUUAUAUCUAAAUACAAAAGGGGUCCUUCUCCAUAGAGUCUGAUAUGAUGUUCUACAGUAGCCCAGAAUGGACAAAUCAAAUACACUCCAGACAGGGCAAUUCACAUUUUUGGCGUUGGCCACCAUAAUUCUCCUAUAUGCUUGGCACACAGGAGAAGUGGCUGGAUGCCAUUAAAUCCAACACACUGGAUCUUUACGGUAUCUCAUACUGAUAUACUUAGGUUUCUUAUUUAGCCAAUUAUUACCAACUAUGUGAUGUGCACAGGCUAAUAGCAGUUACUUAACAUUUUGAGUUCCACAGCAAUCUUGUUUUAAUG
This is a messenger RNA of Epinephelus lanceolatus (giant grouper), 3116 nucleotides long. RefSeq names its product moesin a-like. Gene Ontology annotation, cellular component: cytoskeleton. Gene Ontology annotation, molecular function: actin binding. The record is from RefSeq and is a predicted model, not a curated record. Lineage: Eukaryota; Metazoa; Chordata; Actinopteri; Perciformes; Serranidae.